GCAGUAGCACCUUCCCUCUUCACACCACCACAAGCAUGCGUUAUGAUUAGAUUCAUUCUUGUCCAGAAUCGUCAAGGAAAGACUCGUCUGUCCAAAUGGUAUGUUCCGUAUGAUGACGAUGAGAAGGUUCGGUUGCGAGGUGAAGUUCACAGGCUAGUGGCUCCUCGCGACCAGAAAUAUCAGUCAAACUUUGUGGAAUUCCGUAACCACAAGAUCGUUUAUAGACGAUAUGCUGGCUUGUUCUUCUGUGUGUGCGUAGAUGCUAAUGACAACGAGCUGGCGUACCUCGAAGCGAUACACCUGUUCGUUGAAGUGCUAGACUCCUUCUUCGAUAAUGUGUGCGAGCUGGACCUGGUGUUCAAUUUCUACAAGGUGUACGCCAUAUUGGAUGAAGUGUUCCUGGCUGGAGAGAUAGAGGAGACGAGCAAGGAUGUAGUUCUGGCUCGCUUGGAGGAGCUGGAAAAGUUGGAGUGAGCCACCACGACUGCGGGUCUGUUUCUGUUCUGCCUAAAUGCUUGAAUCGCGUUAACGCCUUGGUUCGUGAAUCAAGGUCUCCUUACCCAGCUGGUGUCAGUCAUGUUGGUGCUGCUUCUCACUCGGUGGCAAUACUUCAUGGAUUGGGACGCUACCAACUGUUCAACGACCGAUCGUGGGAGAUGCCACUAGUUGCCGGACCUAUUCCGUAACUCACUGUAUUCUAAUUUCUCACAUCGCGCUCUAGGUUCAGAAUGUUUAUCCCUGCAUGGACAAGUAUUUGACAUUU
Messenger RNA from Somion occarium, 763 nucleotides. The record is from the annotation of a GenBank genome assembly. Lineage: Eukaryota; Fungi; Basidiomycota; Agaricomycetes; Polyporales; Cerrenaceae.